UAUUGUGAGGUUGGGGCGGGGGGUUUAAGUUAUAGCUGGGAUAAAAAGUUCAGUGACUGUUUUAAAAUAUGUAUAGGUUAAACAACCGUGGUUUUACCCUGGGGUCUUUUAACUUUUGAAUCCAUGUCCUAGAAAACCCUGCAAAUACUUCUAGUGAGAUAAAAUGGGCUGGAUUUGUCCUGCCUGCGAUGGAGGCGGGUCUUCUCUUCUGCUCGCGUGUGCAUACACAUACUAGCACUGCCAUGAGCACUUGGCUUUCAGCUAUGAAGGGGAAAAUACUGCUUGCUUCUGUUAGAUUCUUGAAUAAUGGUCAAUUGCGAUGUAAAAUAAGCACACUAAGAAGGUGGUUUCGGUUGGACUAAAUGACAUUGGUUGACGUUCAUACUGAACUUGUGAAAUCUUGAUCAGCUUUGCAUGAGGGGAUAAAUCUGCAGCUCUGACAUGGACUUACAGUUUUUAGUGCUUCUUCUAAAUGUGAAGUUAUUUCUGUGCAGCUCUUUAGCUAAAGCUCUGAGUGUCUCACUGAAGCCUGGAGAUGCUGAGGGAUUUCUUGAGAAAUAUGGCUACCUCCAUGAGCAGGAUCACACACACAAGGCAGAGAAAGUCACAUCGGCUGUCAGGCAGUUUCAGUGGUUGUCCCAUCUGCCAGUUACUGGUCAACUGGACAGUACCACGCUGUUGAAGAUGGCAUCACCACGCUGUGGGGUAAAAGACAGAGGUAGUAAUGAAGCCUGGGCUCAGCGAGUUAACUCUGUUUUUACAGGGCAAAGCCAACAACACCUUCGCCAGAAGCGCUACACUCGGCCGGGAGGGAAGUGGUACAAACAGCAUCUGACGUACCAGAUAGUGAACUGGCCGCGGCAUCUCUCUCAGGGUCCUGUGCGACUGGCAGUGCGAAUGGCUUUCCAGCUCUGGAGCAACGUUUCAGGAUUGGUUUUCCACGAAUGGGAUGAGGGACAGACAGAUAUCCGGCUGGCUUUCUACGAAGGAGAGCACAAUGAUGGCACCAGCAAUGCAUUUGAUGGUCCAGGUGGUGCACUGGCGCACGCUUUUUUCCCCUGCCGGGGUGAGGCUCACUUUGAUAAAGCUGAGCGCUGGACUCUGAGCGGUCACAAAGGUCAUAACCUUUUCCUGGUAACCGCUCAUGAAAUUGGUCACACACUGGGAUUAGAGCAUUCACCAGUCCGGCACGCCCUUAUGUCACCAUACUAUAAGAAGCUUGGCCGCAGUCUGCUGCUCAGCUGGGAUGACAUUACAGCUGUACAACAAUUAUACGGUAAACCAUCUGGAGGUGCAGUCAUCCAAAUCCCAAGCCAAGAUCUAGGCUGGACCAUGCAAGAUUGGGAGUUAUCUGAGGAGUCUAUGGGAGAUCUUACACAGCCUCACUAUUGCAGAAACACGUUUGAUGCAGUCACCAUGGAUGGGAACGGCACACUGCUGGUCUUCAAAGGUGGUCUGUUCUGGACAGUGACAUCAGAGGGUCAUGGAAGUGCUCCUCUUCCUCUAAAGCAGCACUGGCCUCAGCUUCCUUUUGCCAUCGAGGCUGCUGCCUUCUCUCCACUGGAUGGCAAACUUUACUUUUUCAGUGGGAAGCGCAUAUGGCGUUAUUCGGGCAGCGUUUUAGACCUCGGUUUCCCCAGGAAGAGCAGCGAGUGUGACAUGCCGAGACACCCAGACUGCGCCUUCUUCUAUGCUCCUCUGGGCCACAUGGUGGUCUUCAAAGGCUCGCGUUACUUCGUAUUAAACCUGGAGACACUGCGCUGUGAGCCAUAUUACCCUAGAGGCCUUGCUGAUUGGAAGGGAGUGCCACGAAGGGCCAACGGCGCCGUCACAAGAGCCGACGGAAAGCUUUAUUUUUUCCGUGAACAGCGGUACUGGAGGUUCGAUCCAAGGAAACUACGUGUCACUGCAAGUGGACAAUGGACAAAGAAACUGCCAUGGACCGGCUGCCAUAGAACUCCCUCAAAUGAUGUGCUAUGAACAGACUUCAUGUUCAAGUGAAAUAUCCUAUGACAGAAUGAGAUUUACAAGAGCUACGUGCAAUUCAAAAGAAAACUGAAAAUGUCUUUUUAUUCUGGCAUUGUGAUUAUAAUUUUUUUUUUCAGGUGUAUGCCAGGGCAAAAGGACAGCUAUCGCUAUGAGUCUAGAACAAAUGCAUACAACAUGUUGACAUUUUAGGUGUUUUUACAGUUUACAAAAUGCGAAUUUUAGAAUUUUCAAGUUACCUUACCACGCAAUUAUGUGUAAAUGUCUAUAGCACUAAUAAUGUAAUUGUGUAAAUGUCUAUAGCACUAAUUGUAAGUACCAUAAAAACUAGUUUUUUAUUAAUAUUGUAAAUGAACGGAUCUUGGAUAGAUGGCCGGUUUAGACAGGUUUCCAUUUGCACAUACAAUAUACCUCUGAUCCAUGAAGAAAUGGAUCAUAUUAAUAUUAGUAUUUAUAUUAGUUUUUAGUAUAGUUGAAAUUGCAAAAACAAGAGCUAAUUACCCCACUGCUUGUAAUUUUCAAAUAACUUUUUAUACCUAUUAAAGAAGUUCCA
Clarias gariepinus (North African catfish) is the source of this 2539-nucleotide messenger RNA. It is a transcript of the gene mmp28, whose product is annotated as matrix metallopeptidase 28. Gene Ontology annotation, molecular function: zinc ion binding; metalloendopeptidase activity. The transcript has 8 exons. Bases 442 to 1980 code for a protein of 512 amino acids. Gene Ontology annotation, cellular component: extracellular matrix. The record is from RefSeq and is a predicted model, not a curated record. NCBI's taxonomy places the organism in Eukaryota, Metazoa, Chordata, Actinopteri, Siluriformes, Clariidae. Gene Ontology annotation, biological process: proteolysis; extracellular matrix organization; collagen catabolic process.